UUCGGUUCUGGACUGAUGUCUUAAUCCAAAAAGUUGUGUAUGUCGACUUUUAUCAAACAUUAAUAGUUUAUGUGCAAGUAGUGUUUUCAUAUUGCUAUUUCUGUGACAUAUUAUUGCUAAUUUUUAAUUCUUCUGAAUUUUGGACGAAUAAACCAACGAGAAAUAAGGAUGAGUGAAGAGAGCAACCCAAGAACAUUGUACGUCGGGAACCUAGAUGCCUCGGUGUCGGAAGACCUUCUAUGUGCGUUAUUUUCUCAAAUUGGUCAAGUCAAAGGAUGUAAGGUAAUUAGAGAACCGGGAAAUGAUCCAUACGCUUUUCUUGAAUUUACUAAUCAUCAAGGAGCAGCAACUGCUCUGGCUGCAAUGAACAAACGAGUGUUUCUUGACAAAGAAAUGAAGGUUAACUGGGCAACGUCACCUGGUAAUCAUCCUAAACAAGACACAAGUAACCAUUACCACAUAUUUGUUGGCGAUCUUAGCCCCGAAAUUGAAACUCAAACGUUGAAAGAAGCAUUUGCUCCAUUUGGCGAAAUCUCUAACUGUAGAAUUGUACGUGAUCCCCAAACACUCAAGUCUAAAGGUUAUGCUUUUGUCUCCUUUGUUAAGAAAGCAGAGGCUGAAAAUGCUAUUGCUGCUAUGAAUGGUCAGUGGUUGGGAAGCCGAAGCAUUCGUACCAACUGGUCUACCAGAAAACCUCCACCACCUCGAAAUGAUCGAGUUAGACAAAAUAGUACUAAUAAACAGCCAACAUUCGAUGAAGUGUACAAUCAGUCAAGUCCUACCAAUUGCACAGUUUAUUGUGGUGGAUUUGUAAAUGGUAUCACAGAUGAGUUAAUUCAGAAGAUAUUCUCACCCUAUGGAACCAUUCAAGAUAUCAGAUGCUUCAAAGACAAAGGCUAUGCGUUCAUAAAGUUUUCAACUAAAGAAGCAGCGACUCACGCGAUCGAAGGUGUCCACAAUAAGGAGAUCAAUGGCCAGAUUGUUAAAUGUUUCUGGGGUAAAGAAUCUGGCGAUCCUAAUUCGGUAAGUCCGGCAAAUAUGAAUGCAAACAAUGCAAAUCAGAGUGCAGCUGCUGCUCAGUACCCCUAUGUGUACGGUCAACAAAUGAGUUAUUGGUAUCCCCAGGCAUAUGCAGCUUCAGCUCAAAUGCAAGGUCAAUACUUACAAGGAAUGCAACCGAAUUACUAUGGACAGUUUGGUUACCAACAAGGCUAUGUUGGACGAAUGGGAAUGCAAAUGCCCACUGCUACAUGGCAAGGAGUUCCAGCCCCUGUACCUGCGUCUGCACAACAAAUGGCAGUAGCUGCUCAAGGAGCAGCUAUGCAACAGCCAGGAACCAUGAUGGCCUACACAAUGCCUCAGUUCCAAACACAGUGACAUGUUUUAAUAAAUUGUAAAUACAAAGAAGACUAUCUCGAUUCACAUUUACCUUAGUACCAGAGUGUUGUUGUGUUUUAUAUGUGAUAAACUGGGAACUAAAUUAUCAUCAAUUAUAAACUAAAUUAAAUUAUUAGGCUUGGAGUCUAUUUAUUUCAAGGCCUAAUUAGAUUCAAGAGAAUGGACGCAUACCAGAAAACAAGAACUUGGAGCUGACAUUACCAUUACCGUUACUGCAGACAAACUUCUCAUAAUGUGACCUGUACGUAACAUAAAGUGGUAAUUUUUGGACAACUGUGCAUAAUUAUCAUCAUUGUAAUAUGAAUUGUAUUGAAGUGUUUUUACCAUAGCAGGGGGACCUUCUUAUUUUUUCUACUAGGGACUUGUCAAUCUUCUCUUUGGUGUAAAUAUAUUGGUGAGGUGAAAUAUGAUGUUUAAUUUUAUCUCUAUGUUUUUACUUUUGUAAAUACAUACCUGCUCUAUUAUUUUCCAUAUUUUACUCUCAACACCAGUUUUGGUUUGAUGAAACUAGCAUUCCUUAAAUUUCUUUAGUUUAAAUAUAAUUCUUUGUUAUACAAGGUAUUCUGUUUCAAUUGUAAUGCAUAGGCACAGCAAGGCUGUGGUGUUUUAGUUUCCCUUCAACCCUAUACCAUGAUAUUUGUAUUUUUUACAAAAGAAACUAAUUUAUAACUUUGUAUAUAGUAAAAAAAAAACACACUUGUUAAAACCUAUAGCAAUUUUAGAAAACAUUAGUGAUUCAUUUUCUUAUUUUAUCCAAUUAAAACAAAGUUAAUUGUUGGAUCUCUUGCCAAUAAUAAAUUAAGACCAGACAUUUUUUAUUGAUUUUUAAACUAUUGAUCUAAUUAGGUAGACCUGAAUUAUAUAUUUAUACAUGUUUAAAUUUUCUUAUAUUUUUUCUUAUUUAGUAAAGGUAGACUCAAAUGUUAUAUAGCCUACUGCAAAUGAAUGAUUUCCUAUAACUGGAAUAAACAUUUCAGUUUCUUUAAAUACACUCUGGUACCAUGUCAAGUGACAUCGUGUUAAUUAAGUAAUAUAUAACAAGACAUAUGGUAAUACAACACUGUGAUUGGGUUGAUUAAAAAUAUUAAAAUAGAUAAUUCGUAGAAUUGUAGGGAAUAAAUUGAGGGAAAUUUCUUUCUAGCUGCAUAAUGUUCUGUUUGAAUGGAUAAUGACGAUGUGUACAGUAAAAUAUUAAUAUAACUAGAUUGUAGAAUAGUAGUGUUUAGAACCUACUUUACUUGUAAAUAAAAUGUGCAAUAUAAGUAUAUAAUAAUACUCAUCCAUAAGUUAUUUAAGGUAGCAACUAUUUAAGGUCCUUGAAAAGACUGUUUCCAAAGCAAAGGUAUUGUCAGUAGUGGACAUUAAGUUUUUAUAUUAAUCAUAUUUGCCAGAGACUAGCAUUUUUACUUUUCAAAUUUAAAAUAAGUUGCUCCUUAAACCAACCCAGAUUCAACUGACAGCAGAAUUAAUCAAAUGUAAUACUGAUCCUACAAACGAUACUAACAAAAUUACUUAUAGCUAUUGUUUAUGUCAACUAUAUACUGCUGAAUCUUAUUUCAUGUAGAAUAAAUUACAAACUCAAAACAAAUCAAUAGUAUACAAAUUACUAAACAUCAGUUUGUCAUCAAUUAUAUUACAAAGAAGAAAUUGUUUAUGAAUGCCUGUCUUUAAUGCGUUUUUCCUGGUAAACGUAAAAAUUAUUGAACCGACUGGGCUAAAAUUACACAGAAUGUUAGAUCAGGCUAAUUCAUAUCCUUGUAAUCAUCUCUAACUGCACCUCAUGAAUGUCUAAAGUUGAUAGGUGGAGCUUUUUGGAAGUAAAUAUCAUCAUUAUUGCUUUUGGAUACUGAAGUCAUAUAGUAAAAACAAACGUGUAAUCAUAAACAUUGCGCAGAAGGUCCAUUCCAUUAUGAAUUAGUACAACAGCUGUUUCUCUUGAGUAAAAAUUAUCUGGUUUUGAUGAAAAUCGGUUUAAACGUUCAAACAAAUUCGCAAACCAGCAUGAUGGGACCAUGGGAAAUCUUACAAAUAGAAAUUCACUUAGGUUUGCUGCGGCGGUAAUAUUAUGUUUUUUUUUUAUAUUUAAAAAGAACAUAGUUGACAGAGCCUAUUCACAGGGUGUGCUAACGCCUAUGAGUCUAUUAUCGUCCUUAGUUUAUGUUGCUGUUGUCUGUUGAUAUGACACAUAAAAAAAAAUAUCACGAAUGUAUUUGUAUACUAUUUGGAAAUUUCUUAUGUUGUAAUCAUUCUGCUGCUGGUUUACUUUUUUGUAGUCACAGUAUAUUAUAGCCUAAUUGAAAAUAAGUAAUUUUAUACAAGUAUAGUUUUGAAUAUGUCCAUUCAUUUGAACAGAACAUUUGCAUUGACAGAUAAAAGUCAGUAGAAGAAUAGCAAUCCUAUUUUAAAAGCUUGUGAUAAGAGUAAGGUGGGCUAACCUUACUGGUUGUUUCUUUUUUACAUAAUAAAUUUGAUAAUUAGGUUUCCUUUUUUUGCCACAUAAUAGAUUAUUUAUGUACUUAAUUUAUUUCAGCUUUCAUAUUUAUACAUUAAAUCAAUAUUUAUUUUAUGUGUUGUUGUUCAAUCUGAUGUAUAUUUGGUUUAUAAACAGCCAGCAAGUGCCCAUAGGAAAAGGCUGAUGAGUGUCUCAAAAAGUAUGUUGUAAUCAGAGAGUUCUGUCAAAGCUAAAAGGUUUAACAAAAUUGUACUGUUGAGAUUUUGUAAAAAAUUAAACAGUAAAAGAACUGG
This is a messenger RNA of Macrosteles quadrilineatus (aster leafhopper), 4143 nucleotides long. Its product is annotated as nucleolysin TIAR-like. Lineage: Eukaryota; Metazoa; Arthropoda; Insecta; Hemiptera; Cicadellidae. The record is from RefSeq and is a predicted model, not a curated record. The transcript is spliced from 2 exons. Gene Ontology annotation, molecular function: mRNA binding. Bases 169 to 1377 code for a protein of 402 amino acids.